CUCUGCAUUCCCACAGGACAUCAUCCAUGACCCAGGCCGGGGCGCUCCGCUGGCCAAGAUCGCCUUCCGUGACCCGUACCGGUUCAAGAAGCGCACGGAGCUGUUCAUCGCCGCCGAGGGCAUCCACACCGGCCAGUUCGUCUACUGCGGCAAGAAAGCUCAGCUGAACAUCGGGAAUGUCCUGCCCGUGGGCACCAUGCCCGAGGGCACCAUCGUGUGCUGCCUGGAGGAGAAGCCCGGUGACCGCGGGAAGCUGGCACGUGCCUCAGGGAACUAUGCCACCGUCAUCUCCCACAACCCCGAAACCAAGAAAACCAGAGUGAAGCUGCCUUCGGGCUCCAAGAAAGUAAUUUCUUCUGCAAACAGAGCUGUUGUGGGAAUCGUGGCUGGUGGAGGCCGUAUUGACAAGCCCAUCCUAAAGGCUGGCCGUGCCUACCACAAGUACAAGGCCAAGAGGAACUGCUGGCCACGUGUCCGUGGUGUGGCCAUGAACCCUGUGGAGCAUCCUUUCGGAGGAGGCAACCACCAGCACAUCGGGAAGCCCUCGACCAUCCGGAGGGACGCUCCUGCCGGACGCAAGGUCGGGCUCAUCGCUGCGCGCCGCACGGGGCGGCUGCGGGGCACAAAGACUGUGCAGGAAAAGGAGAACUGAGCACCCACCUUGGGGGCCACACAAUAAAUUUGUACAACAGA
This is a messenger RNA of Malurus melanocephalus (red-backed fairy wren), 693 nucleotides long. RefSeq names its product 60S ribosomal protein L8-like. The transcript has 4 exons. The record is from RefSeq and is a predicted model, not a curated record. NCBI's taxonomy places the organism in Eukaryota, Metazoa, Chordata, Aves, Passeriformes, Maluridae. The annotation marks the transcript as partial. Gene Ontology annotation, biological process: cytoplasmic translation. Gene Ontology annotation, cellular component: cytosolic large ribosomal subunit; ribosome. Gene Ontology annotation, molecular function: RNA binding; structural constituent of ribosome.